AUGCAGAAGCCGAUGGAAGAGAAAAGCUACCGUAACCUCAUGGACAAGUUGUCCAUCUGUACUGAGACUCAGCGCGUACCGCUGGCCAGGCCUUUCCGUGCUGACCCAGUGGUCACGUUUCACCUGUACCCAGCAAGGCCAAACCAGGUCACUUGCUCUGAAGAUUUGUCAUUCCGUCCUUUCAUGUCUGAGCAUCUCAUCACAGAGAACUGCUGCAGUGAGCCCUGCACCUCUCCCUACCAAGUGCCCCAUUCCAGUUACUGCAGAAGUGAGUACUCCUGUGGGCCCGCUUUCAUCAGAAAGAGGAAUGAGAGAGAAAGGCAGCGGGUUAAAUGUGUCAAUGAAGGCUAUGCUAAGCUGAGGCAUCACCUACCUAAAGAAUACUUGGAGAAACGGCUCAGCAAAGUAGAGACACUCCGUGCUGCAAUAAAAUACAUCAGCUACCUGCAGUCUGUUCUGUGCAGCGAUUCUGUCGUGGCUGACAGAAAUGUCGUGGAGCCAAGCCAAGCACCUAAAGCAAUUAACAAACAAAACUGUUUUUUAAAGACGAUCUAA
Molecule: messenger RNA, 555 nt
Organism: Apaloderma vittatum (bar-tailed trogon)
Lineage: Eukaryota; Metazoa; Chordata; Aves; Trogoniformes; Trogonidae
Gene: ASCL3
Product: achaete-scute family bHLH transcription factor 3
Exons: 1
Coding region: 1-555 (184 amino acids)
Biological process (GO): regulation of transcription by RNA polymerase II; developmental process
Molecular function (GO): RNA polymerase II transcription regulatory region sequence-specific DNA binding; protein dimerization activity; DNA-binding transcription factor activity, RNA polymerase II-specific
Source: RefSeq, a predicted model, not a curated record